AUGGCUGGAUGGGUCAGACGAGGACGACAUGGAGGGCUGACUGCACGUCGAGGCUGGAUACGAUGGCAGUGGGCAAUGCGGAGAGCGUCGGGGAUCGGGAGGGAGCAAAGGGCGGCUAUCUCAUUGGGCAUACUAGUCAUAUCGGACGCUGACGGUUUCUGCCGCAUCGUACCACAUUUUCAGGGCAAGAAUUCACGCCAACAAGAGGAAGGGAAUCUCCUCCAGCGCGCUUCCUUACAAGCGUGCACCUCCUUCCUGGCUCAAGACCGCCCCGGAAGAGGUCAUUCAGCAGAUCAUCAAGCUCGCUCGUCGAGGCUUCACUCCCUCUCAGAUUGGUGUGCAGUUGCGUGACUCGCAGGGUAUCGCUCAGGUCCGCUUCGUCACCGGAAACAAGAUCCUGCGUAUCCUCAAGUCUGAGGGCCUCGCCCCCUCCAUUCCCGAGGAUCUCUACUUCCUCAUUGUGAGUGCUUCAUUCGAACAGCUAUGCCGUCGUGUAUGACCAGGAACGUAUAGGAAGCAGAAACGCUCUUCUGUGAAGAUGUUGUAGAGAUGAGGAUGGGUAGCGAUUAUCCCUGUGCUAAGGAGGUGCUGAGCGCUGUAUGCUGGCGAUUACAGCACCAUCCGACGCCACUGGCAAGUGUGCAGUAGAGGUUCCGCUUGAACAGCAUCUUGACUUCAGCACCACCAAUCCACACGGAUUGGCUUCACCAACAGCAUAGAACAGGCAUUGGCUAACUGCCUCCGUUUGGCUUCUUUCACCACAGAAAAAGGCGGUAUCUAUCAGGAACCACCUCGAGACCAACCGCAAGGACAUGGACUCCAAGUUUCGUCUCAUUUUGAUCGAGGUGAGUCAAGCAGUGCUGCCCAGAGCUUUGUCAUUCUUCAUGCCAUAGCUGAUCGCCCUGCGCAUGCUUUGCACCUCAGUCCCGUAUCCACCGUCUCGCGCGCUACUACCGAACUGUUGGCAAGCUGGCCCCUACUGUGAGUACUACUUCACAUGCGCCGCACUUGUCCGCUUGAUACUUACGCUCGCACCAAUCUUCACCCUUUGAUUUUGCAGUUCAAGUACGAGGCCUCGACUGCCAGCACUCUCGUUGCUGGUUAA
This is a messenger RNA of Ceraceosorus bombacis, 1105 nucleotides long. The record is from the annotation of a GenBank genome assembly. Lineage: Eukaryota; Fungi; Basidiomycota; Exobasidiomycetes; Ceraceosorales; Ceraceosoraceae.